UUAGUUCAUCGGGAGUGUGGUGAGUGUAAACGGUCAGGAGGUCUGAUGGUUGUCAUGAGAGCGCUAUCUGAAUCUCCCGCAAUUUUAACCGUAUCUGCUGCUGGUGCUUGGUGUAAGAAAAUGUCUAAAUCUGCUUUGAAAGAGGCUAUAGACGGUCUUUCUUUAGAGGUCCCACCUUGUGAGUGUGUUCAUCAGGAAGAGCUUCAGAGGUUUACUGACAAUUUUGGGUCUUUGUUUUUUACCUAUUCUUUCCAUGUUGAAAAGGCUACUAGUCAGUCAGUGGAGGCUGAACUGUCAAAGAUCCAAAAAUGUCUGCACAGACUCAGUCUGGUUCAUGCGCAGGUGAAAAUCAUAUCUGAGAUUAGGACAGGUUCAACAACACGCAAGCAAAUGUUCAGUGGAGGAGAGAAAGGAAGUAAAGUUUCAGCGAUGGAUCAUAGCAUUACUAUGGACACUGCCGCAUACGGACAGAGUCCGUUCUCUGUACGGUGUCUCCCGUCCUGUCCACAAAUGCACCCAGUAUUGGGAAACACACUGAGCUGUGUGCUUCCCACUGACAUCAUAGAGGCUGGACUGUGUGGGGAAAUGAGCAUGGCUACCAUGGCAACACUUGCUCCCUGUAUGAAUCUGUAUUCCAAUUGGCCCACUCGUCUCUCAUGCAUACGGAUGUUAGUGUACAGUCCAUGCGGCAUGCCUUUAAUGCAACAAACACAGACGAGUUUCCUCCAGAGUUUGGCUACUUCACUUUCCUGGGCAGAUCUCGGCCUUUCUAGAGUCUGUUGUAUGGAAGCACAAAACAUCCAGGAAUCUCUGUGUUCUGAUGUAGAAUUCUCUGUUGAGACUGACUGCAGCCAGGAAACAAGAUGUAGUAGUGCUGUACAGCAGGACAUUGAGUCAGAAUGGAGCCAUGCUGUAGAACAGACUCUGACUGUCUUCGUUUUCACUCAAUACACUGACCCCUUCCACUCCCAGAUCUCCGACUUCAUAGGCAGUGAAGAGGUUUUAGGGAGACACUUGGAUGCAAUUCUUUGGUACAACGGAGAUCAAGUGAGGGCGACGCUGCACACUACCAUGAAAAACACGCUGAAAGGAUUUCAGCAAAAACAUGCUGCCAGGCAGAGGUUAGGUUCUGCCAUACCCAUUGUGUUGAGCUCAAUGAACAGUAUAAUUGCCAGCAGCAGCAGUGGAGAGUUUCGAAGAGCGUGUUUUGAGAGCAUGAAGGUCAAGAGCACCAGCGAGUUACAUGCCUCACUAAAGCAGUCUCUUCAAAGCAUCGUGGAUGGGCGCUUUACUCCAAGGCAUAGGUGUAAUAAGGAAAAGGUGGUGGAGGCUGUUAGCACUGAACAGAGUAGUCUUGACAUUCUUGACUGGGAGGAAGAAUGUCCACCAGAACUGUCUUCUAAGAGGAUUCACUCUGAACUUCAAUACUCAAGCUUUACCCCUACGAAGAGACAACGUUCAGAGAUGAUCUCUGAGAAUUCAGACACCUUCAUGAACAAUGUCUUUGAGGCAGCAAACAUCCAGAAAAAUUCCCUGUCCCCAAUACAGCUUCCUCAAAGUCAGCAAACCAGAAUGAUCGCAGACAAACCCUCAGUGCUGAGCCUGACUAACCUGAAAAAUGAACAGGUGGAGAAGCAGUGGCUUCAAGAGCUUGAAAACUUUUCUUCGGACGUUCAGACAUCUGCUGCUUGGCUCAGGGACGCGUUAACGGGAUAUCUAGCCGGGAUUCAGUGUGUGUCUCCUGGACUUGCCACAGAGAGGAUGUUCCCCUGCCUGGCCCACAGACCAUGGCAAGUCCUCUGCCGGGUCUACCUGCAACAACGAGCCCCUUUAUCUCAGAGACCCUCUAAAAUAGCAACGCCAUGUUUCGGUUGGAAAAGUGGAGGAGGGGUGCACAAACUCUGGUUUAGCUUUCCAGAUUCCAGAGUCACGUCUUUAAUGUGGACACAGGUCCAGUACUGUUCCACAUCAGGCAGUGAUAAAACUGGAUCUCCAGCGGGUCCUGUAGAGCCAAAGCCCACUGAGAAAGAACAAGCUGCACAGUCCUCUGCAAAAACAGCUGGUUCCAAAACUCAAGGUCUGACAAAAGCAGAGAGCAUUCAAGUGAAAGUACGGGCUGUCCUGAAAAAAAGGGAAUAUGGCACCAAAUACACCCAGAAUAAUUUCAUUACCGCAGUUAGAGCUAUGAACGAGUUCUGCCUCAAACCCAGUGACCUUGAGCAGCUUAGAAAAAUCCGUCGACGUAGUCCCCAUGACGACACAGAAGCCUUCACUGUCUUCCUGCGAUCAGAUGUGGAGGCAAAAGCGCUGGAUGUAUGGGGAAGUCAAGAGGCACUUGCUAGAGAGAGGAAUCUCAGGAAAGAUGUGGAAAGGGAGUACCAAGAAAACAUAUUUAGAAAUCAGAAGCUGUUGAAGGAGUACAAAGACUUCUGGGGGAACACAAAGCCUCGGUCUAGGAAGAGAGCGACAUUUCUACAAGGACCGGGAAAAGUGGUGAUGGUGGCUAUAUGCAUAAAUGGACUGAAUUUUUUCUUCAAGCUGUUAGCGUGGGUUUAUACAGGAUCUGCCAGUAUGUUUUCUGAAGCCAUCCACUCACUGGCUGAUACCUGCAAUCAGGCUCUUCUUGUAAUAGGCAUCAGCCAGUCUGUCCGGAACCCAGAUGCCGUCCAUCCGUAUGGCUUCUCCAACAUGCGUUACAUCGCCUCUCUCAUCAGCGGAGUCGGCAUCUUCAUGAUGGGUGCUGGCUUGUCCUGGUAUCACGGCAUUAUGGGACUCCUGCACCCUCAGCCAAUAGAAUCACUGCUCUGGGCUUAUUGUAUUUUAGCAGGAUCUCUGGUAUCUGAAGGAGCUACACUAUUGGUGGCCAUUAACGAGAUCAAGAAGAGUGCACGUGAACAAGGCUUGUCCUUUUAUGAGUACGUGAUGCAAAGUCGAGACCCCAGCACUAACGUGGUCCUGUUGGAGGACGCUGCUGCUGUGCUCGGGGUGGUGCUGGCAGCUGGAUGUAUGGGACUAACGUCUCUCACAGGUAACCCCUACUAUGACAGUCUGGGUUCUCUGGGUGUGGGCACCCUGUUAGGAACAGUAUCUGCAUUCCUCAUCUACACUAACACAGAGGCUCUGCUGGGUCGCUCCAUCCAGGCCGAGCAUGUGCAGAAGCUCACAGAGUUUCUGGAAAAUGACCCUGCUGUCAGGGCGAUUCAUGAUGUCAAAGCCACAGAUAUGGGGCUGAGCAAAGUGCGCUUCAAGGCAGAGGUGGACUUUGAUGGGCGGGUGGUGACACGAUCAUACCUGGAGAAGCAAGACAUUGAACAGAUCCUCAACGACAUUCAGCAGGUGAAGACGCCAGAGGAGCUGGAGAACUUUAUGUUGAAGCAUGGGGAGAACAUUAUUGACACCUUAGGAGCAGAGGUGGACCGUCUAGAGAAAGAACUUAAGCAACGUAAUCCUGAGGUGCGGCAUGUGGAUCUGGAGAUUUUAUAAUGUCAUCAUGACACAUUGCAGAAUGGAGAUCAGGAUGGAGCAGAAGGAAAACUAAUCAAACCUUGAGUGACCAUGAGCGCCCCAUUCUCUCCAACCAGCCAAUCAGCUGAGGUCUUCACAUCAACCAAGCACUAACCUGAACAUGGUUUCAGUAGCUGAUAAUAUAGCAAAACCAUAGCCAGUACAGAGUGGACUCCAGCUGGAUAGAGACAAGGCUAAUAAAUGAUUAUUUUACAGUCA
Sinocyclocheilus rhinocerous is the source of this 3723-nucleotide messenger RNA. RefSeq names its product zinc transporter 9-like. The record is from RefSeq and is a predicted model, not a curated record. The coding region runs from base 46 to 3483 and encodes 1145 amino acids. Gene Ontology annotation, cellular component: membrane; endoplasmic reticulum. Gene Ontology annotation, molecular function: monoatomic cation transmembrane transporter activity. Gene Ontology annotation, biological process: meiotic DNA double-strand break formation; transmembrane transport; intracellular zinc ion homeostasis. The transcript has 34 exons. Lineage: Eukaryota; Metazoa; Chordata; Actinopteri; Cypriniformes; Cyprinidae.